CGCUCGAUGAGUGGUGCGAUUGAUGACCUGGUCUGCCAGCGCGCACUGCCAACGCCAACGCCGCUCCUUGUGGUCACGUUGUCGUGCACACACGCCAGCCUCUCACUUUUCUUCCCCCAUCCAUCCGUCCUCUGUCUGCAUUGCGUACGAGUCCGACGCCACGGAUAUCGCCUCGAUGACAUUCCACCACCAGCCUGCCCUUGCCAAGAUUAUCCGGCGCCUGUUUUGCUGGAAAUGAACCGCACGCGCUCUCUCUAAUCUCCCCAUCUCCCCCUGGCCACGCCUCCAACUUCACAGAAACUAUCAUCUCGUCCGCAAACAAUCCAUUUGCACCUUCAGCCGCGCAUGUGUGCGAUGCAACGAGUUGGAUUCAUGUGUUCUAGCCCUCGCUUUCUGAUCGCCUUCAUCCUUGGUUCCGCCAUACCUGCAGGGCAACGUUCGGUCACGAUGCAUCGAUAUGUCAUUCAGCAUGCAAGCACCCUGGCAUACAUAGUACAUGCGUCCCGCGCCGUUCUCGCUCCCGCUCGCUCUUUCGCUCAGCCCUAUACUCUUACACCCGGCUAGCCUCUCCACUUCGCUUUGAAGUUGAAGUGUAGCGUCGAGAGCAAUGGUUUCAGUCCCCAUACUGAUGCACCUAUACAUCAAUAGCCUUUUGAGACGUGUUCUAGCAAUCCAUCAUUCAACCCAGCGCAGUCUACUUACCUACCAAUCGUCAUAUAACCGUGGAAAGAUGGUAAGAUACCAAUCGGUAAGCUGCAUAUCUCUAAGAGUCUCUUCGUACAGUUUCCCCCAGCAGGAAGAAAGAGCAUCGCGAGGGCGUCCAGUCCAGACACAUCACCCAUGCACGUAAGCACUGCUCGCACGCAUCGUGUGCUCACCCACACCCAAAUUUCUUUCCAUCUCUCAUUUCUCCGCAUCUCAGACCGUUUCCUUCACCGUUUCCUCUUCUCCAAACCAUCAGUCGAGAGUUCUGAAUUGUCCUCUUCUCUCGCUUCUCUGUACUGCUGCACCGAGAACCUACAUCCGCUAUCGUCUUGCAUCUCGCACGCUAAAGGAUAAAUCUGCCUGGCUAAACUCCUCUCCCAAAUCUCACGAUCCCGAACAGCCAAGCCCUGUAGGGCUGAAAGCUCGCACAUCUUACGAUCUUACAUCGCUCCCACAAGCAAGCCAGUUUUCGAGGAGGCGCCAAAUGAGGACUAAACCCACGAGGGCUUUUCUUACAUACAUAUGUGUGUAUAGGAGGGGUGGUGCGGAAGUGUGCAAAUGAGCGUCGAAGGAGCGUGCAAGGCCCGCAUGCAAUCACAUGGGGUAAGACAUACAUAUAUGAAGAAUAUAUAUAUUAACACACGUGUCUGUCUCUGUGCAUACCGUAUAUCGUGCGUGUUGAUUACCCACCCGUCGCAUUUCUCACGGUUGAUAAGGUUUAUGGCCCCCCCUCCCUCUCCUCCUCCCUCUCCCCCCUCCAUUUACCCCUCUUGUCCUUUGCUUCCCUCACUUCAAUUUGCUGGUGGAUUGUUCUUCUCGUCCCUUGCUAAGUCUUUUCUUCCAUCAUUGCUGUCUUAAUAUUCUUCUUCUAUGCCGCAUCUUUCUCCCCUGCGAGUAUCUCUGGCUACGCCCAUGCUCACAUGCAAUACAUCAACUCUCAAGAUCUCGGCCGAGUAUGGACCCGAUGCUGCGUUGAGGCAAACAUGACAUCCAAAAGCAAGAAAAGAGAAUAAUGCAGAUGCAGCCAUGCCCUCCCAACGACCCUCCCCACGAUUAAAACAUGCCAACACUAAGCCCGAACACACGGCGGUAGCAAGUACAUGAACUAU
Molecule: messenger RNA, 1814 nt
Organism: Periconia digitata
Lineage: Eukaryota; Fungi; Ascomycota; Dothideomycetes; Pleosporales; Periconiaceae
Source: the annotation of a GenBank genome assembly